CCGACAUGCCCCAACGCCUAUUUAUUUAGUUAUGUUUAUACGUUUGUUUACUCAAGUUAUGACUUACUGAAAGAUUUACUGCCACCGUUUUCAAUUACAUACCUAGUCAUCCGAUUUGGCUAAUAUUCACACAGUCAUUCCUUAAUCCCCUGGUAUUUUAUAUUUUUAUUCRUUGCCACAAAGCUUUUUAUUUGUAUUAAUAUUAUUGUUUGAUAUUUCCAAUUUUUAUAUUUGAAUGCAAAUCUCAAUUAAAAGAUUGCUUAAUUAUCUGAACCUUAAAUACUAAAUUAAAAUAAUCAAUUGUCAUUAUUAAUCAUCCAUAUCAUGGGACGCAAGAAAAUUAAUAUUUCCAAAAUCACGGACAAACGAAACCUUCACGUGACAUUUAACAAACGCAAAUUCGGUAUCAUGAAGAAAGCUUACGAGUUAAGCGUAUUAUGUGAUUGUGAAGUAGCAGUGAUUGUUUUCAACAAGUCCAACAAGUUGUUCCAGUAUGCUAGUACAGACAUAGACCAAGUAUUGCUUAAAUAUGCUGAAUAUGGUGAUGACCCAUUUGAAUCACUGACAAACACUAAUAUAAUUGCUGAAUUAAAAAAGACCAGAGGAGAAAAUUCUGGAAACUCUAAGCCUGCUUUUUCAAGUGUUAUUGAUGAAACAAAAGCAAAAAAUCAACCRAAACAAGYUAACGUUGUGUCUACUCCUAGUAUUAAAGUUAAACGCAACGUUAUUUGUGAUAAAGAAUUAGCAUUUCUUAUGUCACACGGAGAGAAUAUUUUGAAUGAUGAUAAAAACAAUGAUUCUAAAGGCCAUGAAAUAUGUGAGUUUAUUCCUGACGUUCCUGGCAGUCCUGCUCACAAACUUGAAAAAGGUUUAGGAAAAGUAGAAGGAAGUCACUCUAUUGAAAAUUCUGAACAAGUUACUUCCAAGAUGUCAGAUACGAGUGACGACGAGUGGAAAAUAGACAGUGGUGCUGACAAUGAUUCUGAAGAUAUAGAUGACGGAUUACAUACAAAGAUCAAAAGCAUUGAUUCUMCAACCACUUCACGAUACACUGACAAAUAACCCAAUACCUAAGUUUUGAAAAUAAGUUAUGUAGAAUAACUAUAAUUUUUAAUUCCUGUUUAAAACUUAACGUAACAAAUGUAAGAUUAUAAAACUUUUUAAUUAAGCAAUAAA
Diuraphis noxia (Russian wheat aphid) is the source of this 1176-nucleotide messenger RNA. RefSeq names its product myocyte-specific enhancer factor 2A homolog. Gene Ontology annotation, biological process: positive regulation of transcription by RNA polymerase II; cell differentiation. NCBI's taxonomy places the organism in Eukaryota, Metazoa, Arthropoda, Insecta, Hemiptera, Aphididae. The record is from RefSeq and is a predicted model, not a curated record. Gene Ontology annotation, molecular function: RNA polymerase II cis-regulatory region sequence-specific DNA binding; protein dimerization activity; DNA-binding transcription factor activity, RNA polymerase II-specific.